Dacryopinax primogenitus is the source of this 644-nucleotide messenger RNA. RefSeq lists its product as uncharacterized. The record is from RefSeq and is a predicted model, not a curated record. Bases 150 to 449 code for a protein of 99 amino acids. Lineage: Eukaryota; Fungi; Basidiomycota; Dacrymycetes; Dacrymycetales; Dacrymycetaceae. The transcript has 3 exons.
GAGAGUUACACGAGUUCUCUGAUGAUUCAUGGUCGAACUGGGACAAUAUGAAUCAGGCGCCUAUUCCCUGUGUGUACUUGGCUUGUCGGUUCGGCUAUUGCGGUUCUGGAUAAUAAUAAAGGUUGAGAUUGCCCAACAUGACGUAGACGAUGACUAUACAUGUACAUGUCCUGGUAGCUUGGGACCUUAUCGACGCCCACACGCUAUCUUUCGAAGACGCAAUGUUCUUGCACUAUCCCUCGUCCUUCUCAACAGUGGAGACCAUCGGUCUGGCUGAGCACUUCCUCCGUUACAGCCGUGAGAAAUACCGCGUUCAACAGAAGAGACUAAUCGCUCGCAGUUCUGGCUCUUCACGUCCAUCUAUGGUGUCGAUAUACAAUGACAAUGACCAAGCACUCCCAGAGGGCAAUUCCAAUCGCCCAGCAACAAGGGAUUUCCGUUUUGCCUGACGCGAGCUUCCCCACUCCGGAGUGACUUCGUCAUUCCCGUCAACAUGCAGCCGGGAGCGCCGGAGCCUGUGACCAUUCCGCUUCCGUCACCAUCAGCUUGCGGAAGAAAUGUUCUCGGACUGAAACUCCGUUUGUAUGCGGGGAUUCUGGGGACGGCUAGCGGAAUUCGUUAUCAUUGAUCGAUAUUCGAUACAU